Blepharisma stoltei is the source of this 986-nucleotide messenger RNA. Lineage: Eukaryota; Ciliophora; Heterotrichea; Heterotrichida; Blepharismidae. The record is from the annotation of a GenBank genome assembly.
AUGUCAACUAGUCAGCCUUCAAUACGUGAAUCUCAGGGUGUAUCCCGAAACCUCACAUAUGAAUUUAAGAAGCUAAGGAAAGAAAAUUCCACAAAAAAGUCCCGAUUUCAACUGUCAGCAGCUGAGCUUUCUACAAAUGGAUCAGAAAAGUUACUUGAAAAUAUUGAUUCUAAUUACAUAUCUCGGCAUUCGUUGCCUCCAUUAUGGGUCGAUAUUUAUGACCAAGUUAUCGAUGACUUGAAAAAGCUGGAAGACGCUGUCCCAACGCUGGGGAAAAUACAGCGGCAAAGGCUAGCAAUCACAUUUGGGCAAUUGAGAAUUUUUAUAUAAAAAAAUAAAAAAAUAAUCUUUUUUUUAAAAAAUUAUUCUCACCAUUUGGCAGCACUAAAUCUAAAGACAUCGAAAUCAGAAACAUCGGAGAAUCAAUUUCCCAGCUAAUUCGCUCAAUCGACAAACAAAUAAAAGAUCUUGAAAACCAGUCAGGAAACGUCGAAGACAGAAUCCUCAGAAAAAACAUUUCUCAAAGUUUUUUCCAAAGACUCCAGCAGCAGUCCAUAAAAUACAAAAAAAUCCAGCAGGAUUUUGUAAAGAAAAUAAAAAGCCAAGAAAAUCCGAAUUUAAUAUCAGACUAUAAUGAAGAUUUUUUGGCUGACGAUAAAGAGGAGUAUGAUAAGGACGAUUUAAUGGAGGUCAAUGUGGCUAUGGAAAGAAAUGAGGCGAUUAUUGAUUUGGUUACGAGUAUUCAGGACCUUGCAGAUGUAUUUAAAGAGCUGUCGACACUUGUGAUGAAUCAAGGGACGAUACUUGAUAGAAUUGAUUAUAAUAUUGAAAAAACCCUUGAAGAGACAACUAAGGCUAAUAAAGAACUUGUGAAAGCUGAAAAGCACCAAAGGUGUACGAGGGCGACAGGGUGCAUUGUAAUGUUAGUCAUAUUGAUUGUGCUGCUGAUUUUGGCACUAGGGUUGAAGCAUUUUAUAAUGAUAUAG